CUUUCAUUUGAAAAGCUAAAUGUAGUCCUAAACUAACUCACUUGAUACCAUAAAGGAAGUUUCUAACAUGGUGAGGAAGACUCAGAUACGACCAAAUAAAUCUAACUUUCUGAUUUUUUGGUACUUUCUCUCUCUAGGGUUAUAAUUGUCUAGAGUGAGAAAAGAAACUGCCUCCCAUCGUCGAUACCAUGGCAGGUUCCCAUUGGAAUUCACUUGUUCUUCCCAGUCCUCAACCGGUGGUGAGCUCUAAUUCACUUGCCGGUAACUUGUCUAGCAGUCCUUCACCACACUCAGUGGCCAUUCUGAACAAGAAACUUCUUGAUGAAAUCAAGUCGAUAACUGGUACUUCCUCUAUUCAGAUCGCAAACCCACAGGUUUAUGUUCCUACAACACCAAUUGCCUCCUCUUCUGCUUCAAUGAGCUUUCCAACAAAAUCUUCUUGGGCCGAUGUUGUUGCAAAUGAUUCUGGUAAAGGUAAUCUGUCUUUCCACCCACUUGAGUUUCGUAAUGGUAGAUUGGUUAUUCUUGAUACUGUUCAUGCUAAAGGCUUGAAAUCUUGGGACAAUUGUUUAGUGGGUACAUUUUUAGGUGGCUCUUCUUCCAAUUAUGGUGCCAUAGUUCAUUACGUAAACAAACUUUCGGAAAAGAAGGGAAAGAUAUUGUCACUGGGGUAGGAAAUAACACCUUUUUGUUUCAAUUUUUGGAUCCUGCAACUAAAGAAUGGGUCCUUAGGUCUAAGAUUCCAUGGCAAGUUUCUCAACGAACUAUGUAUCUAGCUUUGUUACCAAGGUCAAAAUGAUCAAAGAAAAGUUUUAACUCCCCCAGUGAGGCUCCUCCUCCAUCAAAAUGAAAGUACUUUUCUGGA
This is a messenger RNA of Rubroshorea leprosula, 865 nucleotides long. The record is from the annotation of a GenBank genome assembly. NCBI's taxonomy places the organism in Eukaryota, Viridiplantae, Streptophyta, Magnoliopsida, Malvales, Dipterocarpaceae.